UAAACUCAAUUGAAAUUUGAAAUCGGUGAAAUCCAUUCAAUUUAGUUUCAUGCCACAUGUUGAAGGUAGUGGCUGUUACUUUCGUUGUAGUAGCUGUAGAAAUUUAGGUACUUAGUUUGUGUUAGAUAAAUAAAUAAAAGAAAACAAGUUAUGUUAUACUAAAUUUUCUAUUAAAUCAUGUGGUAAAAAUUAAAGAAUACGAUUAUCAUUAAAAUAGCAUAAAGAAACGACAAUUUAAAACAAAAAUAAUAUUAACUAAAACGUAAGCGAAAACGCUUUCGGAGAAAUUUCGUUUUUGAGUAUUCUAACGAAUACUUAACAUCAUUAUCAAAAAAAACAGAGGAUUUAAAAAGUCGAAAUGGGUCUAUUCAAGACAUUGACUGCUGUUACAAUUUCCUGCGGGAAGACAGGACUGAGGAAUGGAAAUUUGCCCAUACGACCUCUCUUAACGUGUGCUCCGGUGGCGUUGACCUGGGACCGCGGCGCUCACACGCAGGACAUCACCAAGAACAUACAGUACAUCACCAAUGACAAAAUCAAACUCAAGACAGAUCCGAAGACUAUGAAAUUGGACAAACAGCUGAACCGGCCGACAUGUGUUAUGAUCAACUGGCUGCUAGCCAGGCAAAAGCACGUGAUGAAGUAUGCAAACCUGUAUCUCGAGCAGGGUUUCGACGUCAUCUCAGUAUCCUGCACGCCCUGGCAACUCAUCUGGCCCCUCAAGGGCUCGCAGCUGGUAGCGGCCGAUCUAAUAAAGUUCAUGGCUGCAAAUGAGAACGAUCAACCAACCGUUGUACACGGGUUCUCAGUCGGUGGCUACAUCUGGGGCGAGGUGUGCGCCCAUGUCAUGGACAAUAGGGAACGAUACCAGCCAGUGAUAGACCGCAUAUCGGCUCAGAUAUGGGACUCUGCUGCGGAUAUAACUGAGAUAACCAUCGGAGUACCAGCCGCCGUCUUUCCGAAGAACAAGAUCAUGCAGAAGACCCUCAAGGCAUAUAUGGAAUACCACCUGAAGACAUUCCACGAGGCGGCCACAGCGCACUACAUCCGCUCCUCGCAGCUGUUCUACACGAACACGUGCCGCGCGCCCGCGCUGUUCCUGCUGUCGGCCAGCGACCCCGUGGGCGCGGAGCGGAGCAACCGGGCCGUGUACGACAGCUGGUGCAAGAUGGGCGUCAAGUGCACGUGGCAGUGCUGGGACCGCUCUCCCCACGUGCAGCACUUCAUGAAGCACCGCGACGAGUACGUGGCGCUCGUGCGCGCGCACCUGCAGGCGCACGCGCUGGCGCCCGCGCGCGCCGCCCCGCGACGUGCGCACGCGCACUGAGCGCGCCCGCCCCGCCCGCUGCUGCACGUGACGUCGUGAUAUAUAGAUAAAUAAACGCCUAACACUUCCCCCACUAGAAUUAACUCCUGUGUCGGCGAUUCAGAAACUAAGAAUUAAAUACGCAUUCAUCAUUACAGCCUAUACAGUCCACUGCUGGACAUAGGCCUCUACAAGUUUACGCC
Messenger RNA from Melitaea cinxia (Glanville fritillary), 1509 nucleotides. RefSeq lists its product as uncharacterized. Gene Ontology annotation, molecular function: serine hydrolase activity. Lineage: Eukaryota; Metazoa; Arthropoda; Insecta; Lepidoptera; Nymphalidae. The transcript has 8 exons. The record is from RefSeq and is a predicted model, not a curated record. Bases 359 to 1327 code for a protein of 322 amino acids.